CUAUUUGCUCUAUUUUUCUUUUAGUUGCUACUGCUUGCUAGUUCUCUUUUUUAGUAAGUAAAACGACGUGUCGUUUUCAAAAUCCCAACAAUAAAAAAAAGGCAGUUGUACUUUGUCGUUGUGGGUUGGUAAUUCCGGUCAUCCUAGCUUCCCUCCCACGACUCUGCAACUAAAGCUCCAUGACUCGCACCGUAACCUCACCGAGACCCCAAGCGCACGAAGCCCUAGUCCUCAAAUCUGCCAUAGCCUCAAGGCUCCUCCUUCUCACCUUAAUUGUCUUAUGGCGAAGCCUUCUCAGCCCCUACGACACCUCCGCGCCUCUAAAUCCGAAUUGCUUAUCAAACAUCACCUCACCGCAUCAUGCUCCAGAGGAACACCUUCUUUGGCCUUCCAUGGCGUCCGCAAUCGAAUCCAGUAUUGUCUGGGACGCCGUGUACUUCGUUCGCAUCGCCCAGUGUGGCUAUGAAUACGAGCAAUUAUACGCCUUCUUUCCCCUCCUUCCCAUUUGCAUCUCUGUCUUGUCAAGGACAGUGUUUGCUCCAUUGGUUCCAGUUAUUGGUGAAAGAGCUGUUUUGGUUUUAUCAGGCUAUGUGAUCAAUAACAUUGCCUUUGUGUUUGCAGCGGUUUAUUUAUAUUGGCUUUCAGUUACUGUUUUGAAGGAUCGUGAUGCAGCCCUUAGAGCUUCCCUCUUGUUUUGCUUCAAUCCAGCUUCAAUAUUUUAUUCCUCCAUAUAUACGGAGAGUAUGUAUGCUUUAUUUUCAAUUGGAGGAUUGUAUCACUUAGUAUCCAGAAACAACAAAAUUGCCGUUCCUUGGCUUGCUCUCUCUGGAUUUGCUCGGUCUAAUGGAGUAAUUAAUGCUGGUUAUAUCUGCUUUCAAACCUUGCAUCAGGCAUGUGAUUCUAUACUGAGAAAGAAGGCUUUUCUGACCAUGAAGGUUCUUGCUGGUGGAGCUUUGCAUUGUAUAUUUAUUUUUACCCCGUUUCUUGCAUUUCAAGUGUAUGGAUACAACAAUAUCUGCCUGGGACAUUCUCCAGAUAAUAUGAGACCAUGGUGCAAAGCAAAGGUGCCUUUGUUAUACAACUAUAUUCAAAGUCAUUACUGGGGAGUAGGCUUCUUGCGAUACUUUCAAUUUAAACAGUUGCCAAAUUUUCUACUUGCAUCCCCAAUUUUAUCUCUUGCACUUUGCUCAAUAGUGCAUUAUGUAAAGUCGGAGCCUGAGAAGUUUUUCUCUUUGGGUUUUCAUGCUUCUACCAAAGAUAAGAAUUAUGGAGCUGUUCUUUUCAUUCCUGGGGCAGGUCUGAGAGCAAACAUCACUCACACUACCGAGAAAACUUCUUCUAAGAUUCAGGAGAAAAGCAAUCUUAGACCAAAGAAGCCAAGGAUUAAAGAAGAGGUUCCUGCUGUGCUCUCUGAAUUCUCAGACAAAGUAGGAUACCAGUCAGUGUUUGUUCUUCCGUUUAUUAUGCAUUUGGGAUUUCUGGCAGCGACAGCAUUUUUUGUCAUGCAUGUGCAGGUUGCUACUCGUUUCUUAUCGUCUAGCCCUCCCCUUUAUUGGUUUGCUUCACACAUAAUGAAAUCUCAUAGUAAUCGGAGAUUGGGAUAUAUGAUCUGGGCAUACUCUGCAGCCUACAUUCUUCUCGGAAGUUUGCUCUUUUCUAACUUCUACCCUUUUACGUGAACUCUCACAGUACUAUCACCUCCUUAGAGCUUCUCUUUUGAAGGGUUAGGCUUACUGAAGAUCUAACUUCCCUUAAUGGCUUCUCCAAGGAGACUCAUUUGGUUGGUUCUGGUAAGUACUCACUGAAGAUGUAACUUGUCUCAAACCUAAAUUCUUGUCACAAUGGCUACCAAUUCUUAUAUAUGUCAGUGUAUAUUUUUUUGUUAGCUAUGAGUAGAGUUCAAUGUGGCUUGUCUUGAGCAAGUUUUGUUUUUGUGCCAACCAAAUUGAUUGAAGGAUUUUUUUAUUCUAUUAGGGAAUUUGUUGAAUAUAAACAAUUUUUUUUUUU
Molecule: messenger RNA, 2007 nt
Organism: Humulus lupulus (European hop)
Lineage: Eukaryota; Viridiplantae; Streptophyta; Magnoliopsida; Rosales; Cannabaceae
Exons: 8
Coding region: 180-1679 (499 amino acids)
Biological process (GO): GPI anchor biosynthetic process
Cellular component (GO): mannosyltransferase complex; endoplasmic reticulum membrane
Molecular function (GO): alpha-1,6-mannosyltransferase activity; GPI mannosyltransferase activity
Source: RefSeq, a predicted model, not a curated record